UCCGAUCCUCAAGAUAAUUCAUCCUCAUCAUCAAAGACAGCGUCUCGCGAGGCCCUGCCAGCCCCGGGCUCUCACAGCGGCGAAGACGUAACAACCCUCGACGUCAGCGGCUCAGGCACAACCGUCAAGCUGGACGCCCUCGGCCCGCUCGUCGUCAACGUGGACGGCACCAUGUCCCGCAUCUCAAAUUGGGAUAAGAUGGCAGAGAUUGAAAGGCAAAACACGCUUCGCAUCAUUGGUAAGCGAAACCAGCAACGCCUGGCUGCCCUGAGA
Trichoderma atroviride IMI 206040 is the source of this 273-nucleotide messenger RNA. Lineage: Eukaryota; Fungi; Ascomycota; Sordariomycetes; Hypocreales; Hypocreaceae. The record is from RefSeq and is a predicted model, not a curated record.